Messenger RNA from Thalassophryne amazonica, 3009 nucleotides. It is a transcript of the gene trpc6a, whose product is annotated as transient receptor potential cation channel, subfamily C, member 6a. Gene Ontology annotation, cellular component: cation channel complex; membrane. The record is from RefSeq and is a predicted model, not a curated record. The transcript is spliced from 14 exons. Gene Ontology annotation, biological process: manganese ion transport; regulation of cytosolic calcium ion concentration; calcium ion transmembrane transport. Lineage: Eukaryota; Metazoa; Chordata; Actinopteri; Batrachoidiformes; Batrachoididae. Gene Ontology annotation, molecular function: protein binding; store-operated calcium channel activity; inositol 1,4,5 trisphosphate binding. The coding region runs from base 62 to 2686 and encodes 874 amino acids.
GAGAGAGAGAGAAUUACUUGUUCAUAAGAAACACCAGCAGAAGCUGCUGGUCACCUCCAGGAUGAACUAUAGACAGACCACGGGGUCUCAUACCAGCCGCAGGGCCCGGAGCCGUGAUAACCUGCUGCUGUUUGAUGAUUUUGGAGAGGAAAACUGCUACUCUGGACGAUGCCUCAGCUCGGAGAGACAGAUGAUGGCUCGUAUCAGCGCUGUAAAGCGACGCCAGGUUCUCCGUGGUCCUUCGUAUAUGUUCUCAGCUCCUUCGGUCAGCCUGUCAGAGGUGGAGCAGCGCUUUCUGGAGGCGGCUGAAUAUGGCAACAUCCCAGAGGUGCGGCGAAUGCUGGUCAACAUCCCCAAUUUGAAUGUCAACGCUGUGGACUACAUGGGCCAGAAUGCACUGCAGUUGGCUGUAGCCAACGAACACCUGGAGGUGACAGAGCUGCUGCUCGGGAGGUCGGAUUUGUCCAGAGUGGGUGACGCUCUCCUGUUAGCCAUCAGUAAGAUGUGUAAAGGUUAUGUGCGUAUCACAGAGGCCCUGUUGGCUCACCCAUCCUUUAGAGAUACGCGUCGUCUGACAGCGAGCCCUGCCCAAGCAGACAUGCUGGAUGACUUUUAUGCCUACGAUGAAGACGGGACAAGGUUCUCUCAUGACGUGACUCCGAUCAUUCUCGCAGCGCACUGUCAAGAAUAUGAAAUAGUCCACACCCUGCUGAGUAAAGGAGCCCGCAUCGACCCUCCUCACGACUACUUUUGUGGAUGUGACUCUUGCAACUACCAGCAGCAGUAUGACUCCUUCAGCCAUUCACGAUCAAGAAUCAAUGCCUACAGAGGCCUCGCCAGUCCUGCUUACCUCUCCCUGUCCAGUGAGGAUCCAGUGCUGGCAGCUCUGCAGCUCAGCAAUGAACUUGCCAUGCUGGCCAACAUCGAAAAAGAGUUUAAGAAUGACUACUGCUGUCUAUCGAGUCAGUGUAAGGACUACGUGGUGGGUCUUCUGGAUCUGUGCCGCAGUACAGAGGAGGUGGAAGCCAUAAUGAGUGGGGAAACUGACAGUGAAGACAGCUACGACCUACCAGGUCGCCCCUCCCUCACACGGCUCAAACUGGCCAUUAAAUAUGAACUCAAAAAGUUUGUGGCACAUCCCAACUGCCAGCAGCAGUUGCUGAGUAUCUGGUAUGAGAAUCUGCCCGGCCUGAGACAACAGACCACAGCUGUCAAACUGCUGGUGGUGCUGGCAGUGGCCAUAGGACUGCCUGGGCUGGCUCUGGCCUACUGGAUCACUCCAUGCAGUAGAGUGGGGAAAGUAAUGCGUAGCCCCUUCAUGAAGUUCGUAGCCCAUGCUUCAUCAUUCACAAUUUUCCUGGGUCUUCUCAUCCUGAAUGCUGCAGACCGCUUUGCAGGCACCACACUGCUGCCUAACAUGACCCACCACCAGCACGCUGAAGGACCGCACUUCAACUCUGACCCCCUACUGCUCUACCGCAUGACCACAACACCUUUCACGUGGAUGGAGAUUCUCAUCAUUUCAUGGGUCAUGGGUAUGAUCUGGGCUGAGGUGAAGGAGAUAUGGAGUCAAGGACCAGGCGAGUACCUGCUGGAACCCUGGAACUUCCUGGACUUUGGGAUGCUGGUGAUUUUCCUCGCCUCUUUCAGCUGCCGAUUCUCUGCAUUGAGACAUGCUGGCAUAGCCCAGACAUACGUGCACACGCACUACACAACACUCAUUAAUGUGACACUGCCUCCUGAGAUACACUACUUUACACUGGCACGUAUCUACUGGUUACCGUCAGAUCCCCAGCUUGUGUCUGAGGGUCUGUACGCGGUCGCAGUGGUGCUGAGCUUCUCACGGAUUGCUUACAUCCUGCCAGCUAACGAGAGCUUCGGCCCACUGCAGAUCUCAUUAGGAAGGACGGUCAAGGACAUCUUCAAGUUCAUGGUCAUCUUCCUGUUGGUCUUUCUGGCGUUCAUGAUUGGCAUGUUCAACCUGUACUCCUACUACCUCGGGGCAAAACAGAACGAUGCUUUUACCACUCUGGAGGAGAGUUUCAAGACAUUGUUCUGGGCUAUAUUUGGAUUGUCGGAAGUCAGGUCUGUGGUGAUCAACAAUGGACACAAGUUCAUUGAGAACAUUGGUUACGUGCUUUAUGGAGUUUAUAAUGUCACCAUGGUGAUCGUGCUGCUCAACAUGCUCAUCGCCAUGAUUAACAGCUCCUUCCAGGAGAUCGAGGAUGAUGCUGACGUUGAGUGGAAGUUUGCUCGAGCCAAACUUUGGUUCUCAUACUUUGAGGAGGGAAGGACGCUCCCUGUGCCCUUUAACCUGGUCCCCAGUCCAAAAUCCAUGUUGGGUCUGACCACUGGCCUCAAGUCUCUGCUCUUGCAGAUCAAGGCAGGAAACAGAGAGCACAAAACUGAGACACAGCUCAAUCAGCUUGGGGAAGGCAAAAGUUCAGGAUAUGGUAGUUCAAACAGCCCUACCAGAUACCAGAAGAUCAUGAAGCGACUGAUCAAACGUUACAUCAUAAAGGCUCAAGCAGACAGAGAAAGUGAUGAAAUCACUGAAGGUGAAUUGAAGGAGAUCAAGCAGGACAUUUCUAGUUUGCGGUAUGAACUUUUGGAGGAGAAAGCACAAAACAUGGAGACGCUGGAUGGACUGCUGAAGAGACUGGGACAAAUCAGCACACCUUCAUAACUCAACAUGAACACUAGGUUGGAGUUCGGUGACUUUGCGCCGUCACUGAGAUAACAGCGACAUAACAUCACUACAAUACAACAAGAAUGUGUCUGUUGUUGACUGGAUGUAUAUGUGUUGUUUUGGUGUUUGUCUUCUUCACAUUUGACAUCAGAAAGAUGGCCUAGUAUAAAAUGACGAGAUGACAUGAGACAUUCCAUGACCCAAACACAAAGAAAGUACAGUUGAGAUAAUGUAUUGAAAUUUGUGAAUGAAAAUUAAAUUAUACUUAAAAUGAAUUAAAAAGGCCAAUAUAUUGUGUGAAAUAAUUCUAACUGCAAUCA